AGCCUCUCUGGUGACAGAGGAGUAGUGAGCGGCACCGGGUGAGGCUGCAGCCAACUCCGCUCCCCGCGCACUCGGCUGCCCAGGCGCUCGGGACCCAGCGGCGGCGCUUUCCCCCGGGGCUGACCGCCCGCGAUGUCCGCUUAGGAGCGGCGGCAGCGGCCAGCGUCGCCACACCCGCAGCUCAGCGCUCCCGGUCGCGGAACGGGGCCAGAGGGUGCACCCUUGCCCCAGCCCCCACCCCGCCCCCCACCCUGAAAUGACUUGUUAAUCGGCGCAGACACUACCGAAGGGACUCACUGGAGUGGAAUCCAAGUGGAAUUUGGAUUUGGAGAAGAGUUUCUUGAACGUUACUCCUUCCUUGUUGUCUUUUGCUUUCUUUUUUUUCUUCUCCCCUUCUCCGCCUGUCAUUGGAGAUGAACACAGAGCGUUUGCAUCCCAGAAAGUAGUCGCCGGACUGUUAUCCCUAAAGAGGCAAGCACACAUGUAGGAAUGACAAAGGCUUGUGAAGGAGAGAGCGCAGCUCGCGGCCCGGAGAGAUCCCCUCGAUAAUGGAUUACUAAAUGGGAUACACGCUGUGCCAGCCCGCUCCGAGCCCCGGCUGCCUACCCGUCGAUGCACCGAAAAGGGUGAAGUAGAGAAAUAAAGUCUCCCCGCUGAACUACUAUGAGGUCAGAAGCCUUGCUGCUAUAUUUCACACUGCUACACUGUGCUGGGGCUGGUUUCCCAGAAGAUUCUGAGCCAAUCAGUAUUUCGCAUGGCAACUAUACAAAACAGUAUCCGGUGUUUGUGGGCCACAAGCCAGGACGGAACACCACACAGAGGCACAGACUGGACAUCCAGAUGAUUAUGAUCAUGAAUAGAACCCUCUACAUUGCUGCUAGGGACCAUAUUUAUACUGUUGAUAUAGACACAUCACACACAGAAGAAAUUUAUUGUAGUAAAAAACUGACAUGGAAAUCUAGACAGGCUGAUGUAGACACGUGCAGAAUGAAGGGAAAACAUAAGGAUGAGUGUCACAACUUUAUUAAAGUUAUUCUAAAGAAAAACGAUGAUACUUUGUUUGUCUGUGGAACUAAUGCCUUCAACCCUUCCUGCAGAAACUACAAGAUGGAUACUUUGGAACCUUUUGGGGAUGAAUUCAGUGGAAUGGCCAGGUGCCCUUAUGAUGCCAAGCAUGCCAACAUUGCUCUGUUUGCAGAUGGAAAACUCUACUCGGCCACAGUGACUGACUUCCUUGCCAUCGAUGCAGUUAUUUACCGGAGUCUUGGAGACAGCCCGACCCUACGGACCGUCAAGCAUGACUCAAAAUGGUUGAAAGAACCAUACUUUGUACAAGCGGUGGACUAUGGAGACUAUAUCUACUUCUUCUUCAGGGAAAUAGCAGUGGAAUACAACACCAUGGGAAAGGUAGUUUUCCCAAGAGUGGCCCAGGUUUGUAAGAAUGACAUGGGAGGGUCGCAGAGAGUCUUGGAGAAACAGUGGACAUCUUUCCUUAAGGCUCGCCUGAACUGCUCAGUUCCCGGAGACUCCCAUUUUUAUUUCAACAUACUCCAGGCCGUCACAGAUGUGAUUCGCAUCAAUGGCCGUGAUGUUGUCCUGGCAACCUUUUCCACACCUUAUAACAGCAUCCCAGGGUCUGCAGUCUGUGCCUAUGACAUGCGUGACAUUGCCAGUGUUUUUACUGGAAGAUUCAAAGAACAGAAGUCUCCAGAUUCUACUUGGACACCAGUUCCUGAUGAGCGAGUGCCUAAGCCCAGGCCAGGUUGCUGCGCAGGCUCAUCCUCCUUAGAAAAAUAUACGACCUCAAAUGAGUUUCCUGAUGAUACCCUGAACUUCAUCAAAACACACCCGCUCAUGGAUGAGGCUGUGCCUUCUAUCAUCAACAGGCCAUGGUUCCUGAGGACGAUGGUCAGGUACCGCCUCACCAAAAUCGCGGUGGACACUGCUGCUGGGCCGUAUCAGAACCACACUGUGGUUUUCCUGGGAUCAGAGAAGGGAAUAAUCUUGAAGUUCUUGGCCAGAAUAGGAAACAGUGGUUUCCUAAAUGACAGCCUUUUCCUGGAAGAGAUGAGUGUUUACAACCCAGAAAAGUGCAGCUAUGAUGGAGUAGAAGACAAGAGGAUUAUGGGAUUGCAACUGGACAAAGCAAGCAACUCUCUGUAUGUUGCCUUCUCCACCUGUGUGAUAAAGGUUCCCCUUGGCCGGUGUGAACGACAUGGGAAAUGUAAAAAAACCUGCAUCGCCUCCAGAGACCCAUACUGUGGCUGGGUAAAGGAAGGAGGCUCAUGUGCCCACCUGUCACCUGGCAGCAGACUGACUUUCGAACAGGAUAUAGAGCGUGGCAAUACAGAAGGCCUAGGAGACUGUCACAAUUCCUUCGUGGCGUUGAAUGGGCACUCCAGUUCCCUCUUGCCCAGCACCACCACGUCAGAUUCGGCGGCUCGAGAGGGGUAUGAGUCUAGGGAAGGAAUGCUGGACUGGAAGAAUCUGCUCCAUUCACCUGACAGCACAGACUCUUUGGGGGCAGUGUCUUCCCAUAAUCACCAAGACGAGAAGGGAGUGAUACGCGAAAGUUACCUCAAAGGCCAUGACCAGCUUGUUCCUGUCACUCUCUUGGCCAUUGCUGUGAUUCUGGCUUUUGUCAUGGGGGCCGUUUUCUCAGGCAUCAUCGUCUACUGUGUCUGCGACCACCGGCGCAAAGAGGUGUCCACAGUGCAACGCAAGGAGGAGCUCACCCACUCCCGCCGGGGCUCCAUGAGCAGCGUCACCAAGCUCAGCGGCCUCUUUGGUGACACGCAGUCCAAAGACCCAAAGCCAGAGGCCAUCCUCACACCACUCAUGCACAACGGCAAGCUCACCACGCCCGGCAACACGGCCAAGAUGCUCAUUAAGGCUGACCAGCACCACCUGGACCUAGCAGCCUUGCCCACCCCCGAGUCCACGCCAACACUGCAGCAGAAGCGGAAACCCAGCCGCGGCAGCCGGGAGUGGGAAAGGAACCAGAACCUCAUCAAUGCCUGCACAAAGGACAUGCCCCCCAUGGGAUCCCCUGUGAUUCCCACGGACCUGCCCCUCCGGGCCUCACCCAGCCACAUCCCCAGCGUGGUGGUUCUGCCCAUCACGCAGCAGGGCUACCAGCAUGAGUACGUGGACCAGCCUAAAAUGAGCGAGGUGGCCCAGAUGGCCCUGGAGGACCAGGCGGCCACCCUGGAGUAUAAAACCAUCAAGGAGCAUCUCAACAGCAAGAGUCCCAACCAUGGGGUGAACCUAGUGGAGAACCUGGACAGCCUGCCCCCCAAAGUACCCCAGCGGGAGGCCUCCCUUGGCCCCCAGGGAGCCUCCCUGUCUCAGAGCGGCCUAAGCAAGCGGCUGGAGAUGCACCCCUCCUCCUCCUACGGGCUUGACUAUAAGAGGAGCUACCCCACGAACUCGCUCACGAGAAGCCACCAGGCUACCACUCUCAAAAGAAACAAUACUAAUUCCUCCAAUUCCUCCCACCUCUCCAGAAACCAGAGCUUUGGCCGGGGAGACAACCCGCCCCCUGCCCCACAGCGAGUGGACUCCAUUCAGGUGCACAGCUCGCAGGCGUCUGGCCCAGCCGUGACUGUUUCGAGGCAGCCCAGCCUCAACGCCUACAACUCAUUGACCAGGUCGGGGCUGAAGCGCACACCCUCGCUAAAGCCGGACGUACCCCCCAAACCUACCUUUGCCCCCCUUUCCACAUCCAUGAAGCCCAAUGAUGCGUGUACAUAAUCCCAGGGGUGGGGUCAGGUGUCGAGCCAGCAGGAAAGGCGAGGCGCGCACUCGCUCAGCACGGGUCUCAGCCGCCCCCAGUGCGCACCAGACCAAGAUGGCCGCAGCAGAGCCCGGGACACUGCGUCCUCGGGGAAUUGGGGGGACUCUCCAAGUGGCCCACGUGGUUUGGUGAAGCUUUGCGACGCGGGACUCACCUCCAUUCUCUUCCUUCACUCUACCCCCUCCACUCCCUGCAACAGGUUGUACUCACAAAAGACUUAAAUUAUCAUCACAAACAUGAGCCAAAAGCACAUACCCACCCACACGUGUGCACAUUUGUGCACGGACACACACAUACACACACACUCACACUCACACAGGUGAACAACUACAACACUGUCCAUGACUGCACAGAGCGCUGCCAAACUAGGCUAGCGUUCCAACUUGCAAAACAAAUACAUUUUUUAAAAUCAUGCAAGUUAAAAAGACAAAAAAAAAUACAUUGAUAAUUCUAACUCAGACUUUUAACAAUGGCAGAAGUUUACUAUGCGCAGAUACUGUGAAGUGCCCACCAGUGUUAACAGCUUUCUGUUAUAGCAGAUUAAUGCCAUGCUGGGCGACUAUGUCAUAGGUUUCUGCUCCUCUCUCUUAAUGAAGUAACGUGACCGUUAACGCAAGUAACUUUAUUUAUUGUUCACCCUUUUUUUCCUUAAGGAACGGACUCUUCCACAUACCACCCUAUGAACAGCUCUUCAGAAAAGCCCCUUGAAGUCACACUAUUUAACAUGAAAUCCAUUAACUGGAAUAAUUGAGUUUCUUUAUUUUUACAAUAAAUUCACUGAGUAAAUAAGUUGGAGCUGGAAUUCUGAGCUUUGUGUUUGGACUAUGUGGUAUCUAGCUGAAGGAGAAAGUUAAGAGGGGAAUAUUUAUUUAAAUCUACCAGUCACUUUGCUGGUCAGGUCUCUGUGCUAUAUAACAUGCAAAAAAAAAAUAAUUAGUUGAAAAGUCCUUCCAGAUCCUAACUUCUAAAGCAACCAGGAGAGGAACUUUUAGAAUGGCACACCCAUGCCCCAUUGCUGCCAACAUAGCUCUGUCAGUGGUUCCUACUUUCUGUGAAGGCACCAGCUUGUGAUGUGCCAUCUAAUCUCAUACUGCAUGUGAGACAGCAAACAAAAUCCACAAACGGUGUGAACUAAUUAAUACGCUGGCUGCUACCUUGCAUAAACUAAUGGUUUGAUCACACGGGUUUUUCGUGGGGUUACAUCUGUGAAUAGCCUGUUUUCCACAUGUAAAUUUGUGCCUUACACCCUGAGUUGUGUACACUUGUAAAAUGUCAUGAUAAACUUUUUCCUCCUUUUGAAAUACAGAUAUUUAUUUAACCCUCCCCCCCACCCCACUCCAGUCCUCUGAAAGAUUAGCUGUCCAGCAGAUGGAAGAAGAAUGCAGUGGUGAUGGUUGUAAUCUCGCAGCCUGGGAAAGCUGGGCGCACAACACCCUCCGGUUCACCCUUCUAGUUGUGCCAAUUCCAACCACCCUUUGGCCAUGUUGCCAAGCAUGGACCCCAGUGUUGUGGGUGGCAAAUUCCUUCUCCCUCGGGGGCUCCCUGCUUCCCUUAAAUUCUCAGAUCAUUUCAACAUGGUGAUAUCCUCAUUUCCCAGCAGGAAAAGGCCUGAAGUCCCAGUCCUUAUUUCUGCCAGGUCCACUGGCUGGAAAACACGCUGUGUGCGGUUGGGCAGGCAACUGGGAGGAGUCUCCAAGCCGUGUGCUCGGUGCACUCGAGCACUGCACACAAAGAAAUGACAUGGAAAUAGAUGCAGGCAGGCUGGACCCUGCUGUGAUUAAUGAGCAACUCCAAGUACAAGGCCAGCCACAAUGGAUGCUGCAAAAACCUUGACUGGGGCAAAAGAUUUUUAAUUUCUAAAAAAAUGUCUUUAUCCUUUUGUUAUGGUUUGUGGGGGUGCACAGGUGUGUGUUUUUCCCCUAGGUUUUUAUUAGUGCGAGCACACCGAAGGGACUUUUGUUUACGCUAUCAUGAACAAAGGAACUCUCAACAUACGUAAACUGUGAGCAUUACUGGUUAUGGUUUUUUUUAAACAGUUAAACAUGUUUGAUGGUCUCUUUGUCUUUUUGUUUCUAGUUUGAUCUGCAUUUAGUUUUGUCUUUAAAAAAAGAAAAAACUUCCAAAAAGAUAAUUUGGGGCAAUUUUGAGUUGGCUGGUGAAAAAGGGGUGCCUCGGUAAGCAGAGAGACCGGGUGUGCAGCAAGAGGGCCUUUUGUCCCACCACCUCGUGCCAGUUUGCUAUUCAGGGUAGGUCUCUGUUGUUGUUUUUGUGUACUUAUACUUUUGUUGUGUUAGUGGAAUCAAAGUUCACAUCCUGUGAACUCUGUGCCCUGAAACCAUGAAGUCUUUUCUAGAUAGAAACAGAUCAUUGUAUUUUUCCCUUGGAUUUUUUUUUAAAUGCAGAACUUAGGAAAGUGAUGGGUAUAUGCUACUGUGCUACCUUCUUCCCCAAGCCUAACUCCCAAGAGUAUUGACAGUGCGGUCUCGCUGUCUCAUCCUGUGUGGGGGCAUCCCUGCCUCAGCUGUGUUAUGAAGACCUGUGUCAAAAUUACAUCCCACCACCCAUCACUUAUGGUGUUGACCCUAGAGUACCCACAUGUGUUGAGUUGGUCUUCUGCAUUUAAGUAUUUUUCCCUUUUUCUUUUAUUUCCCCACUGCAUGUGGGGGGAGGGUCCAUAAACCCGAGUGUGCCUUUGCUUUCCACCCUUGCUAGACACUGGUAGAUACAACAAACUCAGAUUUAUAUUUGUUGUAAAGUUGUAAAAAUAUUGUGAUGUCACCAAUUUUCCUUCCAUCUCCACAUCUCCUAACAUCUGAUUCACGACUUAAUGUAUGUUGUAAAAAAGAAAAGAAAAAAGGGAAAAAAGACAAAAAAAAAAAAGCAAGGAAAAAGGCUCUUUAUUACUUAAAAGUAAUAAAACAAGACUGUUCAUUA
Phyllostomus hastatus (greater spear-nosed bat) is the source of this 6730-nucleotide messenger RNA. It is a transcript of the gene SEMA6A, whose product is annotated as semaphorin 6A. The transcript is spliced from 19 exons. Gene Ontology annotation, molecular function: semaphorin receptor binding; chemorepellent activity. Gene Ontology annotation, biological process: positive regulation of neuron migration; neural crest cell migration; axon guidance. The record is from RefSeq and is a predicted model, not a curated record. Lineage: Eukaryota; Metazoa; Chordata; Mammalia; Chiroptera; Phyllostomidae. Bases 664 to 3753 code for a protein of 1029 amino acids.